This is a messenger RNA of Xyrauchen texanus (razorback sucker), 3034 nucleotides long. Its product is annotated as 5'-nucleotidase domain-containing protein 2-like. Gene Ontology annotation, molecular function: 5'-nucleotidase activity. The coding region runs from base 109 to 1920 and encodes 603 amino acids. The transcript has 14 exons. NCBI's taxonomy places the organism in Eukaryota, Metazoa, Chordata, Actinopteri, Cypriniformes, Catostomidae. The record is from RefSeq and is a predicted model, not a curated record.
ACAGACAGACGGGACUUUAUUUAACACGAGGGGCGAGUACGAAUGAAAGGGGUAAACAACUUAAACUGAGGGAUUUACAUUUGUAUAAAGAACUAAUAUAGUGUAAGCAUGGCUAGCAAAAGAUUAGGCAAUCUGAGCCAUGCAGUGUGGCAAAGAAGCUCUAGUUGCAGAGUUGCGCUUUGUGCAGGAUUUAAUAUCCCUGCCUGUGCAUGUGGAGGCUUCUCCUCGGCUGGUUCAACAAUGCACGGACAAAAAUGCUGCAAAGACGGACAGAACUGUGGACCGACGAAAAACGUAGCUGCUAACAAUAACCCCGUUGCAGCCACAGUCACAUCGCACAGACACCACAUCGUGGGGAAAAAUAGAGGCGACGAAUCGCUCACCAAAUCUGGCAGGGCAUUUUCUUCAACGGCCCCUCAGAUAAACAGUAAAACGUAUUUGUGGGGAAGAUACAACGAGAUGAAACGACUCGUGCACGAUCUUAUUCCUCCUGGGGUAUGCAAUUUGCUAAACCCUUCCAACAUCUACGCUAAUAAUGAAGUUAAUCUGGAAGAGGUGGACAUCUACGGCUUCGACUAUGAUUACACACUCGCGCUUUAUUCCAGCUCGCUGGAUGAGAUGAUCUACAACAAGGCGCGAGAAUUUCUUGUUCAGCACUACAAGUAUCCUGAGGGAAUCGGCAAGUAUGACUACAUUCCCAACUUUGCAACACGGGGCCUUCACUAUGACAUCCAGAAGGGUCUUCUGAUGAAAAUUGAUGCCUUCCAUUACAUCCAGCUGGGCACAGUUUAUAGGGGUCUGAAGGCCGUCCCUGAUGAGGAGGUCAUGCAACUUUAUGGAGGUUCGAAUCACGUUCCCCUCCACCAAGUCAGUGGAUUCUACGGGAAGGGUCCCAUGAUGAAGCAGUUUAUGGAUGUUUUCUCCAUUUCUGAGAUGACUCUUUUGGCUGCUGCAAAUGAUUACUUCAUCUCAAACGACAUUGAGUACGACCCUGUGCAUCUCUACAAAGAUGUUUCGGAUGCAAUUGGAAUGGUGCAUAUCAAAGGAUACAUGUACAAGUGGAUUAUGCAGGAUCUCGAGAAAUACAUUCUCAGAGGAGAUGAGACAUAUGCUGUGCUACACCGACUGGCCAGCCAUGGGAAGAAACUUUUCCUAAUUACAAACAGCCCUUUCAGCUUUGUUGACAAAGGCAUGAAAUACAUGGUUGGAAAGGACUGGAGGGAAUUCUUUGACAUUGUCAUUGUUCAAGCUGACAAACCACAUUUUUUCAAUGACUGUGUAAAACCAUUCAGACGUUUGGACAGCAAUGGAGACUUGCAGUGGGAUAGGAUCAAGAGUUUGAAUAAGGGACAGAUCUACAAACAGGGAAACCUUGUAGACUUUCUGAAGUUAACAGGAUGGCGGGGAUCCAAGGUUUUCUACUUUGGAGAUCAUCUCUACAGUGACUUGGCAGACCUGAUGCUUCGACAUGGCUGGAGGACAGGAGCGAUUGUGCCUGAACUUGAAGUGGAGACGAAAGUUGUGAACACAGAGCAGUACGCUCAAAGUCUCACCUGGUUGCAGGCGCUCACCGGCAUGCUGGAGCGCAUGCAGAUGUAUCGAGAUCCUGAGUCCAAAAAGGUUUUGGAAGAAUGGCUCAAAGAGAGAGAGGAGCUAAGGGCAGUCACUAAGAACCUCUUCAACCCUCACUUUGGUAGCAUAUUCCGUACCUGCCACAACCCGACCUACUUCUCCCGCCGCCUGUGCCGUUUCUCUGACCUCUACAUGGCCUCUAUUAGCUGCCUGCUUAACUAUGACCUCUCUUACACAUUUUACCCUCGCCGCACACCCCUUCAGCAUGAAGCCCCUCUCUGGAUGGACCAGCUUUGCACCGGCUGCAUGAAGACACCCUUCUUGGAGGAGAUGGCCCAUAUUCGUUAAAACUGCUGAGCUGGUUUUAAGUGCAAACAUGAACUUAAUUUGUGGGGUGCAGUUCUCUAUGGCAUUGGAAACAUGACAACUUGUGCAGGAACUCUGCAUACGAUGGAGACACCUGCUGGACGUUAUGUUACAAUGCAUCUCAUUGUUCUCAGGCCUUGGACACUGGAAUACAGAAAGGCAUGUUGAUGAUGAAUCUCUCCAUGUGUUCUUCCCUCUAAAUGUUUUUUAUUUGAUGCCAUUGCAUUAUGUGUUACAAAACUAAACAUAGAUACAUUUUACAUGGUUUACAGUUCUCUUUUUAGGUUUUGUAGAAGCAAACCUGUACGUCAGGAGUAUUGUAGUUUCAGAAGGAUGUUUGUAAUAACAUGGAUUCUGAUGAAUUAUGAUAACAGGGAGCUGGAAAUAAAACGACCUAUAAUUUGGGUACCCAGACUUUAUACUCUGGUAGGCAAAAGUAUGAGCCGCUGGCCAAAAAAUGCACAAUGAGUUACAAAUACAGUAGGUCUGAUUUUAUAUAUAUAUAUAUAUAUAUGUGUGUGUGUGUAUAAAUAGGUCAAAAAUCUACAUAGUUUUGGUGUUGUAAUGUUACUACUAACCGUAUUACUUGCCUUCUACACACUACAGGUAAUAACAUAGUCUAGAGUCAGACUUUAAACAAGCACAGAUAACGCUGCAUUAACCACUCUCGACUGCUUUCUUUUAUUACUAGAAUUUUUAUUUUUAUGACAACUGUAUUGCAUACAUCGAAGCUCCUGAAGGGCCAAACUAAAUGCUGUUGUUUUUGCCAUACUCUUUGUGGCUUUAGACAAAGCUCAUGUAAAAUCAGAACAUUGUUUGAUUACAUUUAAAUCUGUGAAUACUAGCUAUUCUGCUCAAAUCAGUUUUCCAGGAACAAGACAUAUUUCUCAUUUAUGUACUUGCUCUACAGUUUAUAAAUCAAAUAAAAAGCUUUAUAAUACAAUAUAUUGAUAAUUUGUAUUAUUUCUUAAACCUUUCAAUUGAGAAAGAACUUGUAAAUUACCCUAACAAUUUACAAAAAUAAAUUUGCUUGUGACAAUCAAAACAAGUUCAAAGGUAACUGAGUAUUUCUGUAACUAUGGGGGUUUUGGGGCCU